Messenger RNA from Sceloporus undulatus (fence lizard), 1201 nucleotides. It is a transcript of the gene TTC9B, whose product is annotated as tetratricopeptide repeat domain 9B. The transcript is spliced from 3 exons. Gene Ontology annotation, molecular function: protein binding. Lineage: Eukaryota; Metazoa; Chordata; Lepidosauria; Squamata; Phrynosomatidae. Bases 101 to 928 code for a protein of 275 amino acids. The record is from RefSeq and is a predicted model, not a curated record.
GCUGGCUGCUGCUCUUGCUGCUGUUGCCUGGCUCGCUGCUCCUGGGCGGCCUCUUGGGCUGGUGGCCCCUCUGCCCCCCUUCCCUGGGUCCUGGGCCUUGAUGCACAGCCCCCUUUCCCCCCCAGCCCUGCCCCACCGGAGAGAGGCCUUCUUCCAAGGGGGAGCCCAGCAGGAUGGAGCCAGCCUUCUGCUGCUGCCCCUGCCGCCUCCUGUGAAGCCCGGGAGGAGGACCAGGGCCAUGAUGAUGAUGGAGGACAAGAAGACCAGCGGGCCUUUCCAGCGGAGCUGCCCAGAAUCCGGGGGGCCCGGAGGGGCCCAGCUGGAGGCCAAGAUCCAGGCGGCGGUGGAGUUCAAGGCCGAAGGGGCCCGAUGCUACAAGCAGAAGAAAUUCCGAGAGGCCAUCGGCAAGUACCACCGGGCUCUUCUGCAGCUCAAGGGGCUGCUGGCAGGAGAGGAGUCCUCGGGCGGCGAUCGCGAUGGGGCGGCAGGGACAGCAGCAUCAGGGCCAUCCUCAGCAGCAUCCUCCUCCUCCUCCGAGAAGCAAAACAGCCUGCUGCUGGGCGAAGGGUCCGGGGGAUGCUGCUACCGCUGGCGGAGGCUCUCCGAGGAGCAGAGGGCGCUGGUGGAGAGCACCGAGAUCGAGUGCUACAACAGCCUGACCGCCUGCCUGCUGCAGUCAGAGCUGGUGAACUAUGAGCGUGUGCGGGAGUAUUGCCUCAAGGUGCUUGCCAAGGAGAAGAGUAAUUUCAAAGCCAUGUACCGGGCAGGCAUUGCCUUCUACCAUCUGGGGGAUUACAACAACGCCUUGCUCUAUUUGAAAGAGGCCAAGAACCGUGAACCUACAGACACCAAUGUCCUGCGCUACAUCCAGCUAACCGAGAUCAAGAUCAGCCGCUGCAACCAGCGGGACAAGGAGGUGAUCGCAUAGCAGCGUCGGACCUGCCUUGCCAGAGCUCUUCCUCUACCCCACCCUGCCCCCAUGUCAAUGACAGACAGCGCCUUCUACAUGUGGUGCCAACAGUGCCCAGAAUCCGCCCACCGCCCUCCAUGCUCCAGGAAGAUGCCAUCAGGUGCCCACCAUGUCCUGGCAGAUGCCACAGCCAGAGAGCUUCCAGCUGAGAGCAAUGCUGCUCUCCAAAGACAGUAUGGCCCCUGGUCCUCUCGGCUGUGGGACGUGAUAAUGUAGCAUUUUGCCAAAACA